AAUAAACAUUGACCUCAAUUCACUCCAGUAGUUUGCUGUGGCAUUGGUCUUGUACUCCAUCGCAAGAUCCAACACCUUCGCUCGCACCCCCUCGACAACGACAGUAGAUACAGGUACAGCAGCUGGUUCUGCGAUUGCGACAUUGACCGCCCCAGAAAGCCCCCUCGACACAAACUUUCAACAUGAAGGCUUUAAUCCUCGUCGGCGGUUUUGGUACUCGCCUGCGACCUCUCACCCUCACGCUCCCCAAGCCCCUGGUGGAGUUUGGAAACCGACCCAUGAUCCUCCACCAGAUCGAAGCGCUUGCCGCAGCGGGUGUAACCGACAUCGUGCUUGCGGUCAACUACCGGCCGGAGAUGAUGACAGCGGCGCUGAAGAAGUACGAGCAGGAAUACGGCGUGCGCAUUGAAUACUCGGUCGAGACGGAGCCAUUGGGCACUGCGGGACCGUUGAAGCUUGCGGAGCGCAUUCUGGGCAAGGAUGACACACCAUUCUUCGUUCUCAACUCAGAUGUCAUUUGCGAGUACCCUUUCAACGACCUCGCUGCAUUCCACAAGCAGCACGGCCAGGAAGGGACCAUCGUGGUGACUAAGGUUGAAGAGCCUUCCAAGUAUGGUGUGAUUGUGCACAAGCCAGACCAUCCAUCGCGCAUCGAUCGAUUCGUCGAGAAGCCAGUCGAGUUCGUCGGCAACCGUAUCAAUGCCGGUCUCUACAUCUUGAACCCGUCAAUCCUCAGGCGCAUCGAGCUCCGACCCACCUCGAUCGAACAGGAGACUUUCCCCGCCAUGGUCAAGGAUGGCGAGCUGCACUCAUUCGAUCUUGACGGCUUCUGGAUGGAUGUUGGUCAGCCCAAGGACUUCCUCAGCGGGACCUGCCUCUACCUCUCCUCUCUCACCAAGAAGGGCAGCAAACUGCUCACGCCUACCUCGGAGCCCUACGUGCACGGCGGAAACGUAAUGAUCGACCCGUCCGCCAAGAUCGGCAAGAACUGCAAAAUUGGUCCCAACGUUGUCAUUGGACCGAACGUAGUCAUUGGAGAUGGCGUGCGCAUUCAAAGAAGUGUGCUCCUGCAGGGCAGCAAGGUCAAGGAGCACGCAUGGAUCAAGAGCACGAUCGUUGGCUGGAACAGCACAAUCGGCCGAUGGGCACGCAUGGAAAACGUGUCAGUACUAGGAGACGACGUUUCCAUUGGUGAUGAGAUCUACUGCAACGGCGCAUCCGUGCUGCCACACAAGAGCAUUAAAGCCAACGUUGAGACUCCUGCGAUCAUCAUGUAGAAAAAUUCCCACGUCCGCGUCCGGUAUUCGUUCUCCCGCAAGCGUUCGAUCUUCACUCCGUUCCGUUUCGAAACCCCCCACCCCAGCAAGGGAAAUUUUUCUGUCGCAGCGUCAAAAGCCAAGUGAAACGGCACAAGAUACAUAAAGCAAGGGAGAGACAGAGAGAGAGGGGGGGAGAGAGAAAGAGAUGUGCAUUGGCGUUAUCCUUUUUGUUUUUUUGGUGUUUAGAAGGCGUCAAGCAUAGUGACGGGCUUAAGUUAGUAUUACAUCGUAGCCCAACCACGCCCAUGCGUCGUGGUGUGAUGGAUGGACUCUUGCAGCGAAUUGAAAAGCAGCCGAGGUGAGAGAGAGAGGAAGAAGCCAAAAAAAAAGCAUUAGAUUUUUUACUGUAAUCUCGUCCAAAGAUCAUGUCAUGUCGUC
Molecule: messenger RNA, 1697 nt
Organism: Pseudocercospora fijiensis CIRAD86
Lineage: Eukaryota; Fungi; Ascomycota; Dothideomycetes; Mycosphaerellales; Mycosphaerellaceae
Exons: 3
Coding region: 183-1277 (364 amino acids)
Biological process (GO): GDP-mannose biosynthetic process; cell wall mannoprotein biosynthetic process
Cellular component (GO): cytoplasm
Molecular function (GO): mannose-1-phosphate guanylyltransferase (GTP) activity; GTP binding
Source: RefSeq, a predicted model, not a curated record